Fusarium odoratissimum NRRL 54006 is the source of this 315-nucleotide messenger RNA. RefSeq lists its product as uncharacterized. The transcript has a single exon. Lineage: Eukaryota; Fungi; Ascomycota; Sordariomycetes; Hypocreales; Nectriaceae. Bases 1 to 315 code for a protein of 104 amino acids. The record is from RefSeq and is a predicted model, not a curated record.
AUGUCUACAGCCUCUGCUGAGAAGCCCGACUCGGGGGCCUACGUUGAGAUCCUCAAGGUUGCCCAACAAAUCCAGCAUCUUGCGCAUUUCCUAUCCCAAGGGCCUCCAUUUGCAGGUGUUGCAUUGACAGAUGAUGACCUUAGAACCGCGCGAGACCUCAACCCGGUCACUAGAAUCACAUCCCACCGCCGGCUCUCCGAGCUGGAGUUUCCACGAGAGUGGGUUGAGGAUGAUGGUGCCCUAGCUAUUGUACUUCAUGACUGGAGAGAGCAGUUCGAAGGCAUGAAACAGAGCAAUACAUAUGCCACGAAAUAA